AUGGUACAGUUCAUCCACCAAAAUCCCAACAACCUCACCUUGAGCGAUGCGGAUCGCCGGGUUGUGCGGAAAGUUUCCAACAGAGCUGCAGCAGCGACACGGAAAGCCAAAGGCACGACAGCAAGAACCAACGCCUUGCAACUACCAGACUUUCUAGUUACCGAAACGAAAGCCGUCACUGAUCCCAACCCUCGCCCACCUCCCGCCCGAGAGAAUGCUGAAUGUAUCCAGCUUCAGCAAUCGAAGCAAGCGCCAUUCGAUCAGGCUCUUGCGUCUUACCGACACCCUUCUCCUUUAGGCCGAUCUGCCAAACGGAGCUACCAUGCUUCUAUUGCAUCGCCAUUGUCUCUCUGGCCAAACAAACGCAAUUCUCCCGAAUACGUAUCCUUAUUAAUGCAGCCUGGGCUAUCCCAGAAGCUACUCCUCGAUGCUUCGAGUGUGGGCAUAAACUCCGACCCACGGCGGUGGGUGAAAAUAUGUCGGCUAACGACCAUCUUGCAAUUUCUUCCUCGAAUGAUUGGCCACAGCCAGUGCCUAGAUUAUGCUAUCGACUGCCUUGCCGAACGCGUUCGUCAGUGUUGCGUUCAAAGCCUGGACAGAGAGCUGGCCCUAACUCAAUUGGAGAAGCGCUACGGCCGCGCCCUGCAAUGUCUGCAGAACGCUCUCAACUCGUCGAGAAGCAUCGAUUGGACCGUAUGGUAUACGACACUAUUACUAACUCUGUUCGAGCUACUCGACAACUCGGGUCAUCAUGCAUGGAUUUUGCACUCCCAGGGCGCGAAGCACAUUUUAUUGACACUAGGUCCAAACAACAUUAAGACAGAGUUCAAAAAAAUCCUUCUCGCAGCGCAAUGCCAGAUUAUGACUGUGGAAGCCACUUUCAUCAACCAAGACUGCUUUCUGAGCAGCCCAGCCUGGCAGCAAGCUCUUCGGUCGACGAUAACCCAAAAUGGCCUUCUCCCAGAUCGUUCAGAAUCAGUCCUGACAAUGUGGAUGAUGACGACUCGCGCCCCUGAGUUGUACAGGAGAUCAACAGAGGCCAUCUUGCACUGCCACCCUCCCGAACAGACUUUGAGGGUUGCAGCCGAGUUAUGCGCUCUAAUUGAAGAAUACUCCAAAUGGAGGGAAAAGUGGGAGGCAAUCCUGGUUGGCAGCGGCGACUCCGGACAUGACGGCAGCUGCACUGAUGAGGCGGCUUUGACCGGGGCUGGCCCUACAAUUUAUCCCAUAUUCCUGGCCUUCUGGGCCCUAACCAACCGAUUUCUCGUUGCCAUACAGCCAUCCCGAGCUUCUGUUGCGGAGGCUAAUGCAAUCAACGCAGCUCUACGCAUAAUCGAAUUCGACCGGCUCCGAGAGACAGAUUCAGUGACAGAUUUGUGCAGAACCUUUUCGGCAAGUAUUGCUCGCUCGAUUAAGCUUACGAACUUAGAAUGGUCGGUGCAACAGCGUGUGUCUCGCACCUCCCAGACGAUCGAGCCGCGAAUAUUUUUACGCUGGUGUACCCUACUUGGGCGGGCCACAGAGUAA
This is a messenger RNA of Cladophialophora psammophila CBS 110553, 1527 nucleotides long. RefSeq lists its product as uncharacterized. The record is from RefSeq and is a predicted model, not a curated record. The coding region runs from base 1 to 1527 and encodes 508 amino acids. The transcript is spliced from 3 exons. NCBI's taxonomy places the organism in Eukaryota, Fungi, Ascomycota, Eurotiomycetes, Chaetothyriales, Herpotrichiellaceae.